Messenger RNA from Miscanthus lutarioriparius, 822 nucleotides. The record is from the annotation of a GenBank genome assembly. NCBI's taxonomy places the organism in Eukaryota, Viridiplantae, Streptophyta, Magnoliopsida, Poales, Poaceae.
AUGACGGGCUCCAUGGAUCUCCCGGCCAAGGGCGGGUUCAGCUUCGACCUGUGCCGCCGCAACAACAUGCUGGAGAAGAACGGGCUCAAGCUCCCGGGAUUCAGGAAGACUGGGACAACCAUCGUCGGCCUCGUCUUUCAGGAUGGGGUUGUUCUUGGGGCAGACACAAGGGCAACUGAGGGGCCUAUAGUUGCUGAUAAGAAUUGUGAGAAGAUCCACUUUAUGGCGCCAAACAUUUAUUGCUGUGGAGCAGGAACUGCUGCUGACACAGAGGCUGUUACAGACAUGGUCAGCUCGCAGCUACAGCUGCACCGUUAUGCAACGGGUCACGAAUCUAGAGUCGUAACUGCUCUUACACUGCUGAAGUCACACCUCUUUAGGUAUCAAGGUCAUGUCAGUGCUGCCCUUGUUCUUGGUGGAGUGGAUUGUACUGGACCACAUCUUCACACUGUUUAUCCACAUGGCUCCACUGAUACUCUUCCUUUUGCCACGAUGGGUUCUGGAUCCCUUGCUGCGAUGUCAGUGUUCGAGUCGAAGUACAAAGAAGGGCUCACUAGGGAAGAAGGAAUACAACUGGUGUCGGAUGCAAUAUGCGCAGGUAUCUUCAAUGACUUGGGUAGUGGAAGCAACGUGGAUGUCUGUGUGAUAACCAAGGGGAAGACAGAAUACUUGAGAAACCACCAGUUGCCGAAUCCCAGAACUUAUGCUAGUUCAAAGGGAUAUAGCUUCACCAAGGGGCAGACUGAGGUACUGUCCACAAAGAUCACACCUCUCAAGCAGAAGGUUGAGGUCACUGGGGGCGGUGAUGCUAUGGAGGAGUGA